This is a messenger RNA of Trichosporon asahii var. asahii CBS 2479, 573 nucleotides long. RefSeq names its product membrane organization and biogenesis-related protein. The transcript is spliced from 2 exons. Gene Ontology annotation, biological process: endoplasmic reticulum membrane fusion. Gene Ontology annotation, cellular component: endoplasmic reticulum. Lineage: Eukaryota; Fungi; Basidiomycota; Tremellomycetes; Trichosporonales; Trichosporonaceae. The record is from RefSeq and is a predicted model, not a curated record. Gene Ontology annotation, molecular function: GTPase activity; GTP binding. The coding region runs from base 1 to 573 and encodes 190 amino acids.
AUGAGCCAGGAAGCGGGGAACGCACCCACAAGUGCCCCCGAGGCAUCGCCCGCCCCCGCUGUCAACUCCAGCCCCCCCACCGCCGCCGCCACUGCCGCUCCGACACCCGCUGCGGCUCCUGCGGUUCCGGACGUUGCUCCGGUUACUGCUGCCCCGGCAUCGGCGCCAGUCGCGCAGCCUAACCACACCACUCCCGCCAAGCACACCUCCCAGCUGCAGAUCGUCAAUGAGAAGCAGGAGUUUACUAAGGACCUGUCGAAGGCCCUGGACAAGUGGGGUAUGCUCGACAAAGGCUUUUCCUACGACAUUGUGGCCGUCUUUGGCUCGCAGUCGACGGGAAAGUCCACGCUCCUGAACCGGCUGUUCGGUACCAGCUUCGACGUCAUGGACGAGUCUAAACGUCAACAGACUACGAAGGGUAUUUGGAUGUGCCCGUCUGCGUACAGCUCUACGCUAGUCAUGGACGUCGAAGGCACGGACGGUCGAGAGCGAGGAGAAGACCAGGACUUCGAGCGCAAGAGUGCGCUCUUCUCGCUCGCGUCGACCGAGGUGUUAAUCGUCAACCUCUGGUGA